This is a messenger RNA of Malaya genurostris, 925 nucleotides long. RefSeq names its product probable chitinase 10. Bases 60 to 878 code for a protein of 272 amino acids. Gene Ontology annotation, biological process: carbohydrate metabolic process; chitin catabolic process. The record is from RefSeq and is a predicted model, not a curated record. Gene Ontology annotation, molecular function: chitin binding; chitinase activity. Gene Ontology annotation, cellular component: extracellular region. The transcript is spliced from 2 exons. NCBI's taxonomy places the organism in Eukaryota, Metazoa, Arthropoda, Insecta, Diptera, Culicidae.
UCGUCAGUCAAAUUACUUGGAAAACGUCUAAUUAUAGUAGUUACUGCGGUAUUCCCGUAAUGACCUCAGUGGUUCGCCCGGGAGAACUUGCAGUCCACGGAUUGCUCUUGCUAAUUUUCGGCACGGUUAGUGUAAGUGAAGUAUCGGCCCACGCGGUAGGUAUCACUGGGCAGAUUUGGGAAACCGGACGCGGGUAUGAAACAGAAAAUGGGUGUCACAUUUCCGCCGACAAUUUUUCAAAAGCUAACUACGGCCGUGUACCGCUUGGAAUGUGCAGUCACGUUAUCCUGAUCGAUUGGGUUGGCUUGAGCAAAGACGGAAAAUUGCUGCCUGUGAAGAAAUCUAGUCGAGCAUUAUCACUGUUCAGGGAACUGAAGCAACGAUUCCGGCAAGCCGGUGAUCCGGCGAGUUUCGUGGUGUCGAUCGGAAGAAUCAACCAGACCUCGAUGCACUUACCGCGAGCUGCUCGCGAAACCAACGGUCGAUGCGCUGUAAUCGAUAACGUGCUAUCGUUUGUGAUGAAGCACGGUUUCGACGGAGUGGACAUCGAGCUGAUGUAUCCAGAACAGUUUGGAGGUUCCGAAGCGAGCAAGGAAAACUUGGAGCUGUGGUUGAAACAGCUUUGGAUGCGAUUAGAUGAAAUCGGCAGGAGCCUAUCGCUUACGGUGCGUGUUGAUCCCCGUGUCAUUUCCGCUAGCUACGAUGCUGACCAAAUUCGUGGAAUGUACAGAAGCUGGGACUGGAAUUGGGACUGGAACUGGGACUGGAAGUGGGACUGGAAGUGGGAUUGGAACUGGGACCACAAGUCAGACUGGAAAGGGGAUUUGAAAUUGGACAACAUCGGGAAAUGGGUCUGGAAGUUAAUCUUCAAGGGUUGAAAAAAAAUUAUAUAUAUUAAAAGAUGAUGAACAUGUAGUUCAUAAUA